Messenger RNA from Rhea pennata, 2734 nucleotides. Its product is annotated as cadherin-1-like. Gene Ontology annotation, biological process: cell-cell adhesion mediated by cadherin; multicellular organism development; synapse assembly. Gene Ontology annotation, molecular function: calcium ion binding; cadherin binding. Lineage: Eukaryota; Metazoa; Chordata; Aves; Rheiformes; Rheidae. The record is from RefSeq and is a predicted model, not a curated record. Gene Ontology annotation, cellular component: adherens junction; cytoplasm; catenin complex. The annotation marks the transcript as partial. The transcript has 16 exons.
CUCCUGCUCCUGCUGCAGGCCGGCGGGCGGCGGGGCGAGGAGGCGGGGGUCUGCCAGCCCGGCUUCGCAGCCGACACCUUCGCCUUCGCCGUGCCCCGGGACAGCGUGGAGCCGGGCAGAGCGCUGGGCCGAGUGAGGUUUGCGGACUGCGGCGGGCAGCGGCGGGCGGCGUUCGUCGCGGACGACACGCGCUUCCGCGUGCGCGGAGACGGCUUCGUCUUGGCGAAACGGCCCCUGCAGCUCCACGGACGUGAAAUCACGUUCUCCGUCCACGCCUGGGACGCGGCGGGCGGGAAGCACUCGGCCCGGGUCACCCUCGGCAGGCGGAGGCGGCACGAGCAGCACCAGCACCCGCCGCUCCUCUCCCUGCAGCACGCGGCACCCGACGCGCUGGCCUUCCCCGAGCCUGGCCGCGGCCUCCGGAGGCAGAAGAGGGACUGGGUCAUCCCCCCCAUCAACUGCCCGGAGAACGAGCGGGGACCCUUCCCCAAGAAGCUGGUGCAGAUCAAAUCCAACAAGGACAAGGAGACCAAGGUUUUCUACAGCAUCACGGGGCAGGGGGCGGACACUCCCCCCGUGGGUGUCUUCACCAUCGAGCGGGAGACAGGGUGGCUGGAGGUGACAAAACCGCUGGACAGGGAGGAGAUCGACAGAUACAUCCUCUUCUCCCACGCUGUGUCGGCCAGUGGGCAGCCCGUGGAGGACCCCAUGGAGAUCAUCAUCACAGUGACCGACCAGAACGACAACCGGCCUGUGUUCACCAAGCAGGUCUUCAUCGGCUACAUUGAGGAGGGCGCAAAGCCGGGUACUUCUGUGAUGACGGUGAACGCAACGGAUGCGGACGAUGGGGUGAAUGUGGACAACGGUAUCAUCAACUACUCCAUCCUCAGCCAGGAUCCACCGCACCAGAUGUUCACCAUCGACCCGGUGAAGGGUGUUAUCAGCGUUAUCGCCACAGGGCUGGACAGAGAGAGCACUCCCAACUACACACUGAUCAUCCAGGCAGCGGACCAGGAGGGCAAGGGCCUGACCACCACAGCUACGGCCAUCAUUGAAGUCACCGAUGCCAACGACAACACUCCCAUCUUUGACCCCACCAUGUACGAGGGAACAGUGGAAGAGAACAAGGUAGGGGUGGUGGUGGCCCGUCUGAAGGUGAAGGACCUGGACAUGCAGGGCUCCCCUGCCUGGCGAGCCGUCUACCAUAUCAAGAGUGGGGACCAGGACAACGAUUUCAGCAUCACUACCGACCCCAAAACCAACGAUGGCAUCCUCAGAACUGCCAAGGGCCUGGAUUAUGAGAUGAAGAACCGAUAUGAACUCGUGGUGGGGGUGGAGAAUGAAGUCCCAUUGACUGUGUCCCUCCCCACCUCCACGGCCAGCGUCUUGGUGAUAGUCAGAGACGUGAACGAAGCCCCCAUCUUCAUGCCCCCUGUCAAGAGGGUGGAGGUGUCGGAAGAUUUGCCUGUGGGGCAGGAGGUUACAUCCUACACAGCCCAGGACCCAGACAAGGAUCAGAGACAGAAAAUCACGUACCGGAUGGGCAGCGACCCCGCAGGGUGGCUGGCCAUCGACCCUGAGAACGGCAUCGUCAGCGCUGCCCGGGCGCUGGACCGGGAGUCGGCGCACACCCUGAACAGCACCUACAAGGCUAUCGUGCUGGCCGUGGACAGCGGGGCACCGGAUGCCACCGGCACGGGGACGCUGCUCCUCGUGCUGCAGGACGUCAACGACAACGGGCCCACGCCAGAGCCCCGCUUCUUCGACAUCUGCAACCGGCGGCCCGAGCAGCAGACACUGACCAUCGUAGAUAAGGACCUGCCCCCCAACACCUACCCCUUCCAGGCAGUGCUGGAGCAUGGCUCCAGCUCCAACUGGACUGUCAGCGUGGCCGGCCAAGAUCUGUUGGUCCUCAACCUGGUGAAGGAGCUGGAGCCGGGGGAGUACAACAUCUUCCUGAAGCUGACGGAUGGCCAGGGCAAGGCACAGGUGACCUUGGUCAAAGCCCAGGUGUGCGAGUGCGAGGGGGCAGCCAAGAACUGCGAGUGGCGGGCGAUGCCAAUUGAAGGGCUGGGCGUCCCUGCCAUCCUGGGCAUCCUGGGGGGCAUCUUGGCGCUGCUGAUCCUGCUGCUGCUGCUCUUGCUCUUCGCCAAGAGGAGGAAGGUGGUGAAGGAGCCGCUGCUGCCGCCCGAGGACGACAUGCGGGACAACGUGUACCACUACGACGAGGAAGGCGGCGGUGAGGAGGACCAGGACUAUGACCUGAGCCAGCUGCACCGGGGGCUGGACGCCCGCCCCGAGGUCAUCCGCAACGAUGUGGCCCCCCCGCUGAUGGCAGCCCCCCAGUACCGGCCCCGGCCCGCCAACCCCGACGAGAUCGGCAACUUCAUCGACGAGAACCUGAAGGCGGCCGACACGGACCCCACGGCCCCCCCCUACGACUCCCUGCUGGUGUUCGACUACGAGGGCAGCGGCUCGGAGGCCACCUCGCUCAGCUCCCUCAACUCCUCCGCCUCCGACCGCGACCAGGACUACGACUACCUCCACGACUGGGGCAACCGCUUCAAGAAGCUGGCGGACCUCUACGGCGGCGGCGAGGAGGACGACUAGAGCCCCCCGCCGCCCCCAACCCAGGUGGCCGCCACAGCUCAUGUCAUUUCAGACCCCCAGAUUUAGGCCAGCAUGCCUGCCCUGCCCCAGCUGUGGGGCGGGCAACCAAAAUCUCCUUGGACCC